UCCAAUCCGGAAAUGCGUCUCCGAGUCCGGUCUGGUUCCGUGGGGCGGCCUGUGGGACCUGCUGAUCGAUGAAACGAUCGAUUAGAAGCAGCCGAACCGAGCCGAACCGGAGCGGACCGAGGCUGGGUUCGCCAUGUCCAGGCGGAGCGGCGGGAAGAACCUGAUUAUCACAGACGAUGAGGAGGAGGAGCAGGAGGAGCUGAACCCAUUCUCCUUCAAAGAGUUCCUGCGCUGGAAGAACCAGAACCAGAACCAGGACCACACUCACAGCAAGCCAGGUUCUGACGUCAGCAGUGACUUCCUGUCUGAGGCUCACCUGGCAGCACAGGAGGAGGAUUUGGGGCGGAGCUUCCAGUCAUUGGUGGACAGCAGCUCUUCUGUCUGCACUAAUGAGGAGGAAGAGGAGGAGGAAGACGAUGAAGAAGAGGAGACGAGGUUCUCCUCCAAACCCGAAGGAGCUGCAGGAGGAGAGAACUACGAAGGAGACGAUGAGACCUCCAUCAGCGAGGCGGCCGGCGUCUGCAGGGGGAGGAGCGUGAGGAGCAGCCAGCUCCAGCAGCUGAAGGAGGAGAACAGCUCGCUGAGGAGAACCCUCAAGGAGCUGCAGAGGAGGGCCGACGGCCACCAGCGCAGGGCGGCGGUGCUGUCUGAGGAGCUGCUGCAGAGGAGGCGUCAGGAGGAGAAGGAGGCUCAGGACCUGGAGAGCAUGGUCCACUCGGUGGAGCAGAACCUGCAGCUGAUGACGAGACGCGCGCUGAAGGCGGAGAACGCCGUCUCCAGGCUGAAGGCGGAGCUCCAGCAGCUGCAGGUGGAGGCGGACGCUCUGCAAACGGAGAACAACCGUCUGAAGGCGGCAGAAUCCCAGGUCGUCAUGACGAUGAGACAAAACGCUCAGGUGGCGUCCGAGUACCUGAGCAAGUCGGCCAGCCACGCCCACUCCUCCCUCAGGCAGCUGCUGGAGGAAGCAGAGACUUUCCGUUUGGUCUCUCAGCUCCUGCAGUCCAUCGAGAAGAUCUCCAGCGUCCACCCUGAACCCUGAGGAGGUGCAGAGGAGGCGCAGAGGAGGCGCUGGCCACGCAGACGGGAGGUCACAGCCACCCUGUUUCCAGUGAGAAGGCAGAGAAGAAGAAGAAUGAUGCAGAUUUGCACAUUUUCUCUGCUUUAGGACUCAUUUUUACUUUGAGCUGAAGACAAAUUGUCUUUUUAAUGUAAUUGGUUUGAUUUCUGUAAUAUGAUGUAAAACCUUUUAUUCUACAGAAAAUGUUUAACAUUUUUUUAAGUAGAUUUUAGUGCAGACCUCACCUCCAGAUUCUGAAUAACAUGAUAUGAGAAAAUGAUUUAUUAACUUUUAUUUUCUGCUGACAAGGUUUGAUCUGACUCCAACUUCUGCCUUAGGGUUAACUGUCACUCAGAGUUCAACCUGCAGAAUCAGUAAAUGCUCAUUAUGCUUUUUCUUUCUCAUCAACAACUGGCCAUCUUUAGGGAAUACUUCCAUUUUUUUUUUUACGUGUGGAGGGGAAAUAAAAACCAGAAAUGAAGCCUGA
Molecule: messenger RNA, 1544 nt
Organism: Fundulus heteroclitus (mummichog)
Lineage: Eukaryota; Metazoa; Chordata; Actinopteri; Cyprinodontiformes; Fundulidae
Gene: entr1
Product: endosome associated trafficking regulator 1
Exons: 11
Coding region: 134-1039 (301 amino acids)
Biological process (GO): positive regulation of cilium assembly; positive regulation of protein localization to cilium; regulation of cytokinesis
Cellular component (GO): early endosome; centrosome; ciliary basal body
Source: RefSeq, a predicted model, not a curated record